Nothobranchius furzeri (turquoise killifish) is the source of this 4875-nucleotide messenger RNA. It is a transcript of the gene sik1, whose product is annotated as salt-inducible kinase 1. Lineage: Eukaryota; Metazoa; Chordata; Actinopteri; Cyprinodontiformes; Nothobranchiidae. Gene Ontology annotation, molecular function: ATP binding; protein serine/threonine kinase activity. Gene Ontology annotation, biological process: protein phosphorylation; intracellular signal transduction. Gene Ontology annotation, cellular component: cytoplasm. The record is from RefSeq and is a predicted model, not a curated record.
GAGGAGUUCCCCCUGUGAGUGCAGAAGCCCUCAGCUCCGCAUUCCGGUGGAGCUCUCAGGCACACAGCGGCCGCAGCACAGUCCCGGCCAGAAACCGUAGCUUAAACUCAAUAAGAACGGAAGUAAUAGUUUUUCCUUUUUGAAUUUGAUUUUCACUUUUUCCUUAUUGGUGUGAUUAUUUCCGGCGCUCAGGUGGAAUGGUUCACUUUUUGUCACACAGCUGUCUGAACUGUGAGAGGAGGUGAUUUAUCUCUUUUUAAGCCUUCAUUUGUCCCAGCGCUGUUACAAACAUGGUGAUCAUGACGGACACCAGCAGGGGCGCGCAGCCUUCUCCUGCCCAGGGGAGGCCACUGCAGGUCGGCUUCUAUGAGAUCAUCCGCACCCUGGGGAAAGGAAACUUUGCAGUGGUGAAGCUGGCCAAACACAAAGUCACCAAAACGCAGGUGGCAAUAAAGAUUAUAGAUAAGACCAGGCUGAAUCCCUCCAACCUGGAGAAGAUUUACAGAGAGGUGCAGAUCAUGAAGCUGUUGAAUCACCCUCACAUAAUCAAGCUCUAUCAGGUCAUGGAGACCAAAGACAUGCUGUACAUCGUGACGGAGUAUGCAAGGAACGGAGAAAUGUUUGACCACCUGACCUCAAAUGGCCGAAUGAGCGAAGAUGAGGCGCGGAAGAAGUUCUGGCAGAUCCUCACGGCGGUGGACUACUGCCACCGGCACCACAUUGUCCACCGCGACCUCAAAACCGAGAACCUGUUGCUGGACGCCAAUAUGAACAUCAAGCUGGCUGAUUUUGGGUUUGGAAACUUCUACAAAGCAGGAGAACCUCUGUCCACGUGGUGUGGCAGCCCGCCUUACGCUGCUCCUGAAGUGUUUGAGGGGAAAGAGUACGAGGGGCCUCAGCUGGACAUUUGGAGCCUCGGCGUGGUGCUUUAUGUCCUGGUGUGUGGCUCUCUUCCAUUUGACGGACCGAGCCUUCCUGCUCUCAGGCAGCGAGUCACCGAAGGACGGUUCAGAAUCCCCUUUUUCAUGUCCCAAGAUUGUGAAAACCUGAUCCGCAAGAUGCUGGUGGUAGAUCCGGCCAAGAGGAUCUCUGUGGCCCAGAUCAAGCAGCACCGCUGGAUGCUGGCUGACCCUUCAGCUGCCCAGCAGACCCUCAGCCAUUCCCUGACAGAGUACAACUCCAACCUGGGCGACUACAGCGAGCCUGUGCUGAGCAUCAUGAACACACUAGGCAUCGAUCGCCAGAGGACCAUCGAGUCUCUGCAGAGCAGCAGCUAUAAUCACUUCUCUGCCAUCUACUACCUGCUGCUGGAGAGAGUCCGAGAACACCGCACGCAGCAGCUCAGCCGUCAGUGUGGGAGCUGGAACCAGAGACCCAGGAGCACCUCUGACUCCAGCGGUCCAGAGGUGAUCAUGGAGUCCAGCGAGAGUUUUAAAACCACAGCGUUCUCAGUCCCGUCCAAAAACCCUCCUCCUGUGUACACGGAGGUGGAGUGUGACCAGGGAGGAUUAUUCCAGCGGGUGGUGUUCCCCGUGGAGGCCAGCCUGAACAGAUUGCUCUGGACCCGAUCGAUUUCACCCAACAGUCUGCUGGAGACGAGCAUCAGUGAAGAGGUGCGUCCCAGAGACCUGGAAGAGGAGGAGGCAACACAAACUCUCGGACCGCUGCUUCCUCCAUCCACCUCCCGCAGACACACUCUGGCCGAGGUCUCCGCCCGGUUCCACCAGUGCAACCCUCCAUGUAUUGUGGUUAGUCCCUCUGAUGGAGCCUCCUCUGACAGCUGUCUGAAGUCCUCCUCCAGUACUGCUCCUUCUUUGCAAGCCGCUGUUGGGGAGAUGUCAACCCUUCUGGCCUCUGGUGCUGCAGGUGGAGCUCUGCAGCAUGCUGGAGUUCCUCUGGCUCUCUCCUCCCACCUCCUGCCUCCAGCACAGAGCAGCCUGCCAACUGCCAGCUUCCAGGAGGGUCGCAGAGCCUCCGACACCUCCCUCACACAAGGCCUGAAAGCUUUUCGCCAACAGCUGAGGAAAAACACACGCACCAAAGGGCUUCUGGGAUUAAAUAAGAUCAAGGGUCUGACCAGGCCAGUUGUUCCUCCCCCUUCCUGUAACCGCGGCAGCCGAGGAUCUCUCGGACCAGCCUUCUCCGAGCACCGCAGCAUGCUGGAGGAGGUGCUGCACCAGCAAAGGAUGCUACAGAUUCAGCACCAACCACAGCCUCAGGUCCAAAGCACCCAGACAUGCCCUACCCAGAAUCCUCUGCUCUUCCUGGCACAACAACAGCCAUCUUCUUCUUCACCUUCUUCUGUGUUUGCAUCCUCCUCCAUGUGUGAUACCCCCGCUCCACCCGCCCUGCCUCCUCAGCAGCCCCCAACGGCUCUACGACACGGCCCCUGGCAUCAAACUCUCGAGACCUCCUUCUCCGGCUGCUCCUUGUCCUCCUCCACCUGCUACUCCUCCUCCCUGUCCCCUGUAGCCUCCACUGCCUACCUGCUCGAGGCACGCCUGCACAUCAGCCAACAGCCCCACCCUCACCCCUCUUACACCGGCUCCCAGCAGCAGCCUCAUCCUGCAGCGCAGGUCCCCCUCCCCCUCCCGACCAAACUGUCCAUGUGGAGCAGGGCUCCGGCCCCCGGCGCCGAACCCAACAUGCAGGAGCUGGGCCUGGCCGGACAGCAGCAGCUCAGCAGCUGCGUGAUGGUGAAGUAAAGCGGAGAACGCAGCACAAGUGAGCAGACGGAACAAAAAGCUGAUGCUAACGACUCAUUUACGCAAGAUUUACCAAAAGGUCCACAGAUGAGAACGUGCACCGUAUGUUUCUGAGAUCAUAUAAGCUAAAGACGAAGCAAUAACCAAACUCUGGACGAGGCGCUGAGUUUGUAUCGGACUCCCAGAGAAGCAAUAACAAACUCAAAGACUCUUCCAGCUCUCAGAUGGACCCAUAUGAAUGAAACAGGAGCUGAAACUGAAACGUGACGGUUGUCUCGCAGCCUGACGCCGUUGUCAGAGUUCCUUCAGCUCAUCUUUUUGUCACUUGCCUGAACAGAAGACCAAAAUUCCUUCUUUGUUUCGCCUUUCUAAACAGACAUUUCUCUGUAGCGGUGCAAUGAACAUGCAGCAAAGCGCCCUGAGCUUACAGAGGAUUCUGUUGAAACUGUGACAGUUAUUUUUCUUUUUUCAUCUGCAAGAUUGUUUUAGCUAAUGCUGCUUUUACCUCAAGCUGCAGAAAGACUGCUUAACCAGCCAAAACCCGGUGACGAGACGGUGUCUCACUGAUAGAGCAAAGCACAACCGAUACAUCAGUCAACGUGGCAGCGCCGCCGGCGCUCAGAUUCAUGUUGUCUUCGACUCGCUGAGCGCCCUUCGUGUCGCAGAUGCUUUUACUACCUCCUCAGGCAGCACCGUUUGGAAACUUGAGCAGAAGCUGGAAAAAAAAACCUCCCCAGGGUGUCAGGGGAAAAGCUGUUUUAUCAGAUGGACAGAACAAAAACUGUGGGAACAGUGCAAUAUUUUACAUGGAAACACAACAGAAAGAUCCGAGCGACGUGCGUUUUCGCCUGAGGUUUUCGUCGGGUUGGUUGAUUUUACCGUUAAGAUGUUGCUGUGCAAGCUAGCUGACUAGAAGAGGUACUUUGUUGUGAAACACAACAACGGGACACUGUAGAAACCUUUAGAGGAAGGCAUUUCAAACGUCAAAGUUACGCUUUUAGUUUGUAUUUUUAACAAAGAAACUAAUUUUGGGUUUUACCAAAGAGCGAACAGCACAAGAGACGAACAAUCCAACAAAGACACACUACUGACGUUUUACUUCAAAUGCUGUCUCGAAAUGUAGCACAGUGGUCAGUGACCAUUUCAAGGUGAUCACAGCUUCGGCUACUUCUGUCGUUGGUACCUCUAGCUGUUACCACCAGGACCAUGGUUGUAUUCCUUUUUUUUCACUUUUCUAGAAAAGAAGAAGAAGAAAAUUAAACAAACAAAGAAAAAUAUCUACAUAGCAAUACCACAUCGUGCAGGAAGCUGAACUUUGUCUGUCGGCUAGAAUAUUAGUUCAGGUGAACAGUGUGUGUGUGUGUGUGCGUGUGCGUGCGUGCGUGCGUGCGUGCGUGCGUGCGUGCGUGCGUGUGUGUGUGUGUGUGUGUGUGUGUGUGUGUGUGUGUGUGUGUGUGUGUGUGUGUGUGUGUGUAAAAUUGUCUCAUAUCUGUGAAACAUCUCAUAGGACAGCAGUGUUUUUCCAAGUUCCGCCUUGGAAACAUGCAGUGUUUGACGUUUUCACCCUGCAGUUUUGGUUGAUUGCAGUCACCAUCAAACACUUGUGCCUUUAGCCAAACAAAUUCACCAUCGGAGCUCUCCGUCUCUGAAACUGAAGAAUAAAACAAAAGAAAGAAUGACGGAUGGCUUCGUAGGCUGUUCGUUCAGACGCCCCUCUGAUACUUUCUUUGACCUUUCAGCUGCACUGUUUAAACAGAAGCAGCAUUUGCACUUUAUCUGUAUUCCUCAUAAAUUAUUUGUUUGUUUCUCAUGAUGGGACAAAAGAAAAAUCACACAACUCCACACACUAAGAAUCAUGCAAAAUCGCCCUUUUGAUAAACUUCAGAUAACAUGAAGUAUUUCCUGUUUUGUUUUCUGAUCUGUUACUUGACUGAGGAUGACCGUGUAUGUGCGUGCGUGCGUGUGUGUGUGUGUGUGUGUGUGUGCGUGCGUGUGUGUGUGUGUGUGCGUGUGUGUGUGUGUGUGUGUGUGUGUGUGUGUGUGUGUGUGUGUGUGUGUGUGUGUGUGUCUCGUGGGAGCAGAAAGAGUAAAGGGUGAGAAUGUUUAUUCCAGAAAGAUUGUUUAUUUAUAUGUUGCUAUUUAUUUAAAUAAAGUUCUGUUCCUAAAGUUU